AUGUAUUAAGGUACUAAUAAACAAAUUGAUUAAUUGAAGUAAGAAAUAGAAAAAACUAAUAUCAAAAUAAAGAAGCUAGAAAUUAAAUUAUAAAAUGAAAAAAAGGAAUUAAAAGAAAAAAGGAUUCUAUUUAAUGGAGUUAAAAUUCAAUAUUAAUAAUAUUCAAAAUUAGAGGAAAAAUAAACAAAUAACUUUUAUAAGAUUUAAGAGAAAUUAAGUAAAUGUAAAGAAGAAGAGUAUUAAAAAAAUAUUGAACUUUAAAAUGAUAAAUAUUAGAUAUCUUUACUUGAUUAUGAGGUUGAUUCAAAGGCAUUUUAAAAAGCACCUUUUACUUAAAAAUAAUAAUUCAUUGAAUUCAGAGAGUAAGAUGAAAUUGCUUUAAAUGAAUUGGAUGAAUUAGAAAAAGAAAAAAAGAGAAUAAAAAAUAAAUAAAAAUAGAGAAUUGAAUUAACUAAAAAAAUAGAAAUUACAGCACCAAAAUUAUAAUAAACAGAAAGAUAAUUAAGACAUAAUUAAUAUUAGAAAAUCUAUUAUGAAUAAAUGUUAGAUGAUGUUAAGUAUAUUAUUGAAUAGAAAUAAACAUAUAUUUCUGAUUUGGAAUAGUCAAUCCAUGAAUAUUCACUAAUAUUAUAAGAUUUGAAUUCAGAUUUAUAGACUGUUAUGUUGAACAAUCUAAAUUUUCAUAAUUGUUCUCAAAAACAUUGA
Messenger RNA from Paramecium pentaurelia, 705 nucleotides. Lineage: Eukaryota; Ciliophora; Oligohymenophorea; Peniculida; Parameciidae. The record is from the annotation of a GenBank genome assembly.